Molecule: messenger RNA, 2183 nt
Organism: Orbicella faveolata
Lineage: Eukaryota; Metazoa; Cnidaria; Anthozoa; Scleractinia; Merulinidae
Product: E3 ubiquitin-protein ligase CHFR-like
Biological process (GO): ubiquitin-dependent protein catabolic process; protein ubiquitination; mitotic cell cycle checkpoint signaling
Cellular component (GO): nucleus
Molecular function (GO): ubiquitin-protein transferase activity; protein binding
Source: RefSeq, a predicted model, not a curated record
AAACCGCCUUUUUAACCCCUAAAAGGUAUGACGUAUGACGAGCACUCCUGUCCCGUUUCAGGGUCUCCCUUACCUGGUUUUUCUGCGCAAUAAUUUUUUUCAGGGUCACCUAGGUCUGGCAAGACUUUUUUUCGACUUGAUUGAUAUGUCUGUUUUACGUGCCUUGCUCUAAAACGUUUUGUUUGUUUUCCUUUAUCGUGUGUAUCAGGAUGAUCAUCACUGAACGUUGACGUCACGCAACGUGAUGAGAGUAACGCAAGAUUGUUGGCUGGGACUGGAACGAGAUUUCAUGCAAGAUGGCGUCGAAUUUUGAAGAUACGCGUAUACAUUGGGGACAGCUGAUUUUCACCCAUGUCAGCAAGCCUCCUGUGCUUAUCAGUAAGGAAUCAGUCAGAUUAGGGAGGAAAGAAGAUUGUGACAUUAGCUUUGCUGGAAGUAAAUUUGUGUCUGGUCAUCACUGUACUAUUUCAAGAGAUUCAGACGGUAAAGUUUGGCUUCAGGACUUCAGCACUAAUGGAUCUUUGCUCAAUGGGAAGAAAAUUAAAAAAGAUGAGAAAAUCCUGAUUUGCCACAAUGAUCAAGUACAAAUAGUACAUCGAAAGGACCACCCUGGGAGUGAUAUUGCAUUUGUGUUUCAAGACUUGAAGGUUUUGAGGGAGGAAGCUGCGUUACUGGACAACACUUUGGAGUAUAGUAAUGAUACUGAAGAAGACAUUUCUGAAGAAGAAGAAGUUAAGGCAAAUGAAACAGGGUCAAUCUCUCAAAAAAGAUCUCACAGUGAGACUGGAGACAGUGAUGAAGGUCCUGCAUUGAAAAAGAACCAUCAAGAAGAGUCAACCUCAGACAGCAAGAAAACCAACCUUCCAGCUCAUAACUCCAUUGCAGACACAUUGCUUUGUAGCAUCUGUCAGGACAUAUUUCAUGAUUGUGUGAGCUUGCAGCCUUGUAUUCACUCAUUUUGUGCAGCAUGCUAUUCUCAGUGGAUGAAUCGAUCCAGUGAUUGUCCCAGUUGUCGGAAAAAAGUUGAAAGAAUCAGUAAAAAUCAUGUCAUCAACAACUUUGUGGAAGCAUUUCUUAAGGAACACCCAGAAAGACGGCGAUCAGAAGAAGAACUUAGAGAAAUGGAUUCAAAAAACAAAAUCACAGAGGACAUGCCCCUACCUUCAUCUAGAAAAACCAAACUCAAAUUGAAAAUGAAAACAAGAAAAUCCAAAAGACUAUUAAUAAAGUCAAACUGGCCAGUUCCUACUAGCUGUAGACUUUGUCCAGGUUACAUUUCACCUGCUGCUCCAUCUUGUUCAGCAAGUGCUGGUGAAGGUACAUCAACAAGUGUAACUCCACCUGACUAUACAUGCACUCCAGAUCAAAUCCACAUAUUAUGUCAAUGCUGCCUUCAACCUAUGCCGAACAGUUGGCCUGAAACAUUAGCAAGAAGCAUUCCUGCACAGAAGUGCUCCAUUUGUCAGAAACAUUUCUGUCACUUGUUAUGGGGCUGCAGGAAAGCACCUGGUGGCUGUCUAGGAUGUCUGAAUAAAUUUACAGAUUUCAAGUUUGGAGAGAAGUGUCUUUUAUCAGUAAUCAACAACAAUCCAUAUGAAUCCAAAAUACUUAAGGAUUAUUUAACUGAGCAAGGUCUCAGUGAACAAGACCUACUCCAGAAAUGUCUCCAAAAAUUAGACUCUAAAGAAUAUACAUCAGUGGAUGCGGCUUCUCAUGAUCUCAACUCCUCUACUGUGCUUUGCUAUAAAUGUGGAUUACGAAAUUUCCAGGAGCUUGCUUACCAGUUCCGUCGAGACAUACCAAGAGAGGAGUUGCCAGACUCUGUUCUUAGUCGUGCUGAUUGUUACUGGGGCAAACACUGCCGCACUCAAAAAAACAAACCACUUCACGCAAGUCGCUUCAACCACAUUUGUGAACAAACAAGAUUUACAUAGCUUUUUAAAACUAGCUGUUUAUCUAAAUCACACCAUUUUCAAGGAAUCUUCAUUCCGUCUCUUUUUGUCGCAUUAACUUUUUUCAUUUAAAACUAGACGUCUGUUUAAUGUUUUAUUAAUUCUGCUGCAUGCGUAUGAAUGUGAGUUCAGUCUGCAUAUGACUUUGCUUACAGAAGCUGAGAAAUCCAAAAAUUGUUGCAAUGGAUGUAACGUUUUAUUAAAUGCAACUACAGUGUAUUUUUCUAUCCA